GUGCCCCCCCCGGCGGCAGCGGCGGCAGGGGCAGGUGCAGGAGAUGCAGGAGGAGCAGGAACAGGAGCAGCAGGAGGAGCAGCAGGAGGAGCAGCAGGAGGACCAGAAGCAGCAGCAGGAGCAGCAGGCGUGGGGGUCUCGGGGGUCCCGGGGGUCUCAGGUGUGGGGGGCUCAGCUGCCCCCCGAGAUCCUCCUGCGCAUCUUCCAGGCGGCCGUGGAGGCCGAGGGGGCCGUGCCCUUCCUCCCAAGGGUGUCCCAGGUGUGCCGCCUGUGGCGUGACGUGGCCUCCCACCCCCCCUUUGGCACCGCCUCACCCUGGGGCACCUGGAGGUCUUGA
Myiozetetes cayanensis is the source of this 337-nucleotide messenger RNA. RefSeq lists its product as uncharacterized. The transcript is spliced from 2 exons. The record is from RefSeq and is a predicted model, not a curated record. Gene Ontology annotation, cellular component: SCF ubiquitin ligase complex. Lineage: Eukaryota; Metazoa; Chordata; Aves; Passeriformes; Tyrannidae. The annotation marks the transcript as partial. Gene Ontology annotation, molecular function: protein binding.